Molecule: messenger RNA, 1231 nt
Organism: Hyalella azteca
Lineage: Eukaryota; Metazoa; Arthropoda; Malacostraca; Amphipoda; Hyalellidae
Product: isochorismatase domain-containing protein 2-like
Exons: 4
Coding region: 62-679 (205 amino acids)
Cellular component (GO): cytoplasm
Source: RefSeq, a predicted model, not a curated record
GCUUUGGAGUGUUUUAUGAUGCUGUGAAAAUUACUCCAGUAGGCCUUCUACAGAACAUAAAAUGGCUCUGUCUAGCACAAUAAUGAGGAACAUUGGCAAGCUUAGUGUUAACAACAGCAUGCUCUUUAUAUGUGACAUGCAAGAAAAGUUCAGAAAUCAAAUUCAAUAUUUUCAAGGUAUUUCCACUAAUUCUGCUAGACUUAUAGAAGCUUUCAAAAUUAUGGACAUGCCUGUCAUAUGCACUGAACAAUAUCCCAAAGGGCUUGGCCACACUGUUCCUGAGCUUGAGUUGAAAAAAUAUGACAUCAAACCUGUUGACAAGACACAGUUCUCCAUGUGCGUUCCUGACGUUGUUGAAGCAAUUAAAAAGCAUGAGGUGCAGAAUGUGGUGCUCUGCGGAAUAGAGUGUCAUGUUUGCGUGCAGCAGACAGCGCUGCAGCUGCUGCAGGAUGGCAUCAACGUGCACCUUGUUGCUGAUGCCGUGUCAUCUCGCUCAAUGACUGACCGACUUGUUUCACUUCUCCGCAUGCGUGACAGCGGCGCCUUCUUGACCACCACCGAGUCGGUAGUAUUAGGCCUGGCUGGAGGAUCGCAUCACCCUAAGUUCAAGCCUCUGCAGAAGAUUAUUUUGGAGCCCAGCAGCGACACCGGCCUCUUGCAGCACCUCACUCUUAACUGAAGGUGUUAUGUUCUCAACAUCUUGAGCUUCAUAGUUCUGGCGCAGUUUUAUUGUAUAGGAGUCGCUUAUGGCUCUUGAAAGUGAUAAAUUUUUCGUUUUAUAUACUAUUAAUGAGACGAAUCCUCUAUGACUAGUACUGUAUUCGACUUUGGGUCAUUCAAUGGCGAUAAGAUAUAGGCUAGGAAUUAAUUUUCUUUCGUUUAAGUAUUACUAAGCACUGGCUGUGCGUCUUGAAUUCCAAUAAUAAUUCCUCAUUCAAUUCUGUAAUUAAAAUAUCUUCACCAUUCGAGGUUUUACCUAGGGUGCUGUGGCGACCGUCAUUUUUGGUGGAAAGGAGUCAGUGCCAAGAAGUCACGAAAAGGGACUAAAAAUAAGUCAGUGCCAAGAAGUUACGAAAACAGGAUUUAAUGUCAGAUUGAAUUUUUGUUUAUAUGUAAACCCUGUCAUAAUAUUCGUAGUUCAGGGUUUUAACUGAAAACCCAUAAUUCGUAAUGAUGCAAUAUUAAGCUAAGGGUUCUGUUGAAUAUCGUAAAUAUAUUUUGUCAAAAAGCC